Molecule: messenger RNA, 4461 nt
Organism: Chroicocephalus ridibundus (black-headed gull)
Lineage: Eukaryota; Metazoa; Chordata; Aves; Charadriiformes; Laridae
Gene: CDR2
Product: cerebellar degeneration related protein 2
Exons: 5
Coding region: 236-1609 (457 amino acids)
Source: RefSeq, a predicted model, not a curated record
GCGGUGGGCGGGCGGCCGCAGUCUGCCACGUUGCCGCCGGCAGCUCGGCGCAGCCCGGCCAGAAGGGGGAGAGGUUCGGCAAACUCCGGAAACGCUCGGCAAUGGCCGGAGGCGGCUUUUAAGGCGAGGAGCGGCUGCUGGCUGCCCUGCCCCGCCGCCGCCCGCCGCGAGGGGUCCGCUCCGCGGGCGCGCUGCCGCCUCGUCCUGCUGCCGCGCCGCGAGGGGCAGGGGCGCGAUGCUGGCCGACAGCCUGGUGGAAGAGUUCGAGAUCCGCGAGGAUGAGCCCUGGUACGACCAGCAGGACCUGCAGCAAGAUCUUCACCUUGCUGCUGAGCUUGGGAAGACACUACUGGACCGUAACACUGAACUAGAAGAAUCUUUACAGCAAAUGUAUGCAACAAAUCAAGAGCAACUGCAGGAGAUAGAGUACCUCACAAAGCAAGUGGAGCUCUUGCGUCAGAUGAACGAUCAGCAUGCAAAAGUCUAUGAACAGCUGGAUGUGACAGCAAGAGAACUUGAAGACACUAAUCAAAAACUUGUUGUGGAGAGCAGGGCUUCACAACAAAAGAUAUUAAGCUUGACGGAGACUAUUGAAAAUCUGCAAACACACAUAGAUGACCUGCAGCGACAAGUAGAAGAAUUGAAAAAGUCUGGACGAGGCCGGAUGAGCCACGAGAGAUCUGACCAGCCAAGAUCAAUGCACAGUUUCUCAUGUUUGAAGGAGCUGUAUGACCUUCGCCAGUAUUUUGUUUAUGAUCAUGUGUUUGCAGAAAAGAUUACUUCAAUGGAUAGUCAAUUAAGUCCUCUAGAAGAAGAAAAUGAGAACUUAAAAAAGGCAGUUACAGUUCUGCAAGCCCAACUUAACCUAGAAAAAGAGAAAAGGGUAACAAUGGAGGAGGAAUAUAGUCUUAUGGUAAAAGAAAACUGUGAGCUUGAACAGAGGCUUGUUGAUACAGACUUGUAUCGGGCUCGUGCAGAGGAGCUGGAAGUGGAAGUGGCUGAAAUGCGACAAAUACUUCAGUCUGAAAACACAUUCCAUAAUGCAGAGAAAUUGGUGCCAGAAUCCUUUUUCGUUUCAUUCAAGGAAUCUUUAGAAAGGGAGCUUGGUCAGAGCCCGGCAGAUGAUGGACUUCUGACUGUGUCGGAGCUUGAGAAGAAGGCACUGAAACGGAGCAGCAGUGAAACUUUCCUAAGCAGCGCUGCAGGGGGAGACAUUCUAAGGGGCCAUGAAGAAACGUGCAUUAGGAGAGCUGAAGCGGUGAAGCAGCGAGGAAUCUCUGUACUUAACGAAGUUGAUGCUCAGUAUAAUGCUCUGAAAGUGAAGUAUGAGGAACUUUUGAAGAAGUGUCAAAUGGAUGAAGAUUCUUUGAAACACAAGGCUGUACAAACGCUGAAGCAGUAUUCCAAAGACCUAAAUGUGGGCAAUACCCAGUACGAUCUUUCAGCUAGCAAUCAAGAAUUCACAAACAUGGAGCUAAGUGACUCUUCCACAAAUGCUCUUCCUGAAUAUAAAGCACUCUUCAAGGAAAUUUUUAGCUGUAUCAGAAAAACAAAGGAAGAAAUAGAUGAACACAGAGCUAAGUACAAGUCCCUCUCCUCUCAGCCGUAACACUGGACACGCUGAUGACCUGUUUUCUGUUGACGGCUAAUCUGUUAGUCCAGAAGGGGAAAAACUUGAUAGAAAUGUCAGAAGACCCCCUUAUACCGAUGUGUUUCUUGAGCACUCAAAAUGAAUGUUCUGAAUUGGCUUGUAGACCUGUAGUGAACAAUCUAGUUAGUUAACAGCUAGUCUCCCUGUACCUAUGUAGCAGUAGAUUUAAUGUUAUUUAGCACUGUUAUAAAAACUAGUGGUUGUAAAGCAAACAAACAUCAUAGCUUAAUACUACACUAUUACUUUGUACUACACUUAAUCUCUGGCCAGAGCAGUAGAUGACGCUAGUUUCCUUAGUCCACUUCAAAAAUAACGGAGCUAAGAGUUCUCACAGGGAGCCAGACUAAGGCUUUCCUUUGGUUCGCAGUGAUGAUCUAGCCCUGUGAUUGCAUCUGUGUAGAAAAUUAACAAAACCAAAGCCCCUGACCAGCAUCAUGGGCAGCCUCUCCUUGAUUCUUGAUAACGAAGUUAGGGGUCUAUCUGACCUUGCUUUGGCAGGGAGGUGGAGAGCUGGCACAGCAGCCUGCACCGUGCUUGGUUUAAGCCAAUACGACGUUUUCACAUGCGCUAAGCUCUCCCACAGAUUAGUAGAAACGUCUUCCUACUAAGAAGGGAUUUGAUGUAAAGUUCGCCUGGCUUUUUAGGUAUGGUUUCUUAUGUAGGGCACUUUGUCUUAAGGCAAGAUACUGUGAAUUGAUUUCCUAUGUUAUUUGGGGCCUACUGUUCUUUGGUGGAAUGUCUGCAAAGUACAUUUUUAUGUGUAUUUGGUAAGAUAGAAACUUGCAAUUUAGCUAUUUAACUUUAGUAGUAGUGUUGACAUAGUGGCAUAGCUUUUAAUCUUACAUACCACAGACUCCCAAGUGCUUGAAGGAGACGGGCCAGGUAAAACCUUAUGAUACUGUUUUGUCUCUUGCUUCCAGUGUCAGCUUCUGUGGAUCUGCUCCGUGCUGCCUGGGGGGUGGGAGGAUGGACACGGCGCUACCGGAACAGAGCCUACUGAAACAGGGGACCACGCGCUUGUUCUUCCUCUCCUUCUCCACUCACUAAUAAUUCCUAUGUAUUCGAGUUCUGAAAAACAAUACGGAGAAGUGUGUUCUGUAAAACUGCUUCAAAGUGUGAAGAAAACAAAAGGCAAGGAGAUUAAGGGGAGGGAAGGCACAAUGAAAGGUGACGUCCUUCUCCUUAUAAAGGGUCUCACAGUUAAUUUGGUCAGCUGUUCUUGGGAACCGACUUACUGCCUGUCUGAAUUGCUGCGAUGUACCAAACAGUCGACACAGAAUGUUGACAGUUUCUCAGCUUUCGUUCAGCUGCUGCUGUUGCAGCUCUGUAAGCCUUACACUGUACCCCGUUAGCUGGUGUACAGCUGUCCUUCAGUUGCAGUAUUAAGACUUUGUAUUGUGGGAGUUCCUCUAAAACAUGUAUCGCAUUCUGGAAAAUUAUUUAAAAAUGGUAAUCUGAAUCUUGUGAGUAUUUUUCUAGGCAAAUAAAUAAUCCAGUCAAGCUACAUGUCUGACUAGUAAUUGUGCCCAUCUGCACCAACCAGGAAACAGUAAACUUGGUGCGGAUGGCACCUGCAUUAUCUAGUCUUGCCAUCUUUCCUACAUAGCUCAGAUGGAGUUCACAUUAAAUUUGUAUUUUAAAAAGAUUACGCUAUGUGGAAAGGGAUAGGCCUGUCUGGGAUAGAAAUCCAGCAGGAACUAAGUAGUUUCUCCUCAUAGUUGUGUUUGUCGUUGCUGUUCAAAAAGGAGGGGAGGGAGGAAAGAAAGGAGAAAAGCUGCUGUUCUGCCAUCAGGUUACCUGUGCUGUCACGAUCUCCCUCACUUAGAUCCUUAUCACCUGGGGGUCUGCCCCAGUUCAGAUACUGGAAGGCAGUAACCUUAAACAAGAAAGGCAUGACGCUGUUAGCCACAAUUUAUUUACUACUAGUAUUCCUCACCGCUUUAGGGGAAGGGGGAAUCCACACCUGCUGGACCAGAAGACAGGUAAAAGCAAUUCAGAAUUUUUGGUUAAAUAGGUGAUAUUCAGUGGUGUAUUACUGUUGGCUAGUUUAGAGCACUUUGUAUAUACGCAGGUUUUAUGCUUUAAAAAUAUCAAAAAUGUUCUCUGAUUCCCACAGAACUACUUGAUUCUUCUGUAAUGUAACUUCCCCUUGGCUACCUGUGCCGUCGCUAAGCUCUGGGUGUACUGUACUUUAACACUUGGCUGUACGUACUGUGCAAUAAAACCCUCCAAGGCUGGGUCCUGCCUUCGUAACUUCUCUCAGACUGUGGCUCUCCCGCAGAGAAGCUUUAUAGGUGCAGCCAGAGGCAAGGCCGUGGCGUGGGGCUGCAGGAGGGCUGUCGGCCAUGGGCGCACACAGCAGACCACGACAAAGGCUGCAACACCUGCCUGAAAUCAAAACACCUCCCAAUUAAUUGAUGUGGUUACUGAACUACACUAGACUGUUUAUUAUGGUAGAGUUUUAGCAGUUUAAAAAUAGAUUAUUUUCCACAGAAAUGUGAAAUGCCAUAAGCAUGCUAACAGUAUUCUUAGCCAGUCUUAUCUGGAUUAAGUACCUUAAUCUGCUUACUUUAGACCACAACCCAACUCAGCCUUUUCUGAGUGUAAGUAGAUGAAACAGAAUCUCCUUGUGCUUCUCAUGUGAUGGAAAUGAUAGCAAAGACCACGACCAGUAAAGUAACCGUGUUGUAGAAUGCUUACAGGAGGAUAUUCCUGUAAGAUAACUCAUUGCAGUUUGGCUUCAAUGAAAAACCUAUAACCAAAAGAUCAGUUACUGCACCUUGUGCAACAGGCCCUUAGCGUGACAGCCA